Messenger RNA from Sardina pilchardus (European sardine), 1190 nucleotides. RefSeq names its product histone H1-like. Lineage: Eukaryota; Metazoa; Chordata; Actinopteri; Clupeiformes; Clupeidae. Bases 28 to 648 code for a protein of 206 amino acids. Gene Ontology annotation, biological process: nucleosome assembly. Gene Ontology annotation, molecular function: DNA binding; structural constituent of chromatin. The transcript has a single exon. The record is from RefSeq and is a predicted model, not a curated record. Gene Ontology annotation, cellular component: nucleosome.
GUCUGUGCGUGAAACCUAAACGAUACAAUGGCAGAAACAGCUCCAGCUCCCGCUGCGGCCCCAGUAAAGGCACCUAAGAAGAAGGCACCCCGACCCAAGAAAACUGGCCCGAGUGUGGGCGAGCUCGUCGUCAAGGCAAUCUCUGCCUCCAAAGAGAAGAAAGGAGUCUCUCUGGCUGCGCUGAAGAAAGCACUGGCGGCUGGUGGAUACGACGUAGAGAAGAACAACGCUCGUGUGAAGAUAGCCAUCAAGAGUUUGGUCACCAAGGGAACUCUGGUCCAGACUAAAGGGACCGGCGCCUCUGGUUCCUUCAAGCUAAACAAGGCAGCGGAAAAGAAGCCCGCAAAGAAGGCGGCUCCUAAAGCCAAGAAGCCAGCAGCGAAGAAACCUGCCGCGGCAAAGAAGCCGAAGAAGGCAGCAGCCAAAAAGCCAGCGGCCGCUAAAAAGUCUCCGAAGAAAGCAGCCAAGAAGCCCGCCACGCCGAAAAAGGCAACGAAGAGCCCGAAGAAAGCAAAGAAGCCCGCUGCACCCAAAAAGGCAGCAAAGAGCCCCAAGAAAGCAAAGGCAGCGAAACCCAAGGUGGCUAAACCCAAAGCUACCAAGCCCAAAGCUGCCAAGCCCAAAAAGGCUGCACCCAAGAAGAAGUAAAUGUCGUGCACAUUCUUCUGAUCUAUUUUACCAUGUGUUCAAAAAGGCUCUUUUAAGAGCCACCCACAAGCUCUCUGAAAGUUUCUAUUCCGUCAGUGUUUGCUGAUAGGCAAAGCAAAUUAUGUUUGCAGUUACACAUUCACACUCAGUUCCCUCACAGAAAACCCUUCCUGUGUCAUAGAUCGAAUGAAGUAGCCUAAGCUGCCCGAGAUGGGAAUUCCAAUAAAAGCGAGUGCUAUUAUGCAGUUUGUAGGCAAUUCCCCAAUGGGUCGGUGAUUUUGAAAAUGCAUUGUAAUGGGUAAUUUAAUAUACAGCAUGCUUUCUUCCCAAUGCAACAGUUGCAUUCAAACAUGAAACAACGUACCCAAAACCUUGCAACACAACAGCUUCUAAAAGUGUAAUAACUUUAUGCACCAGUGCCAAAGUAUCUCAGGAAGUCUUGUUGGUUUACUGAGUUGAACCGUUGAAAACUUCGCUGAAUAACUGGGAUAUUACAUUUCUAUUAUGCCUUGAUUUUUUUCGAUUGAGAUGAUGCGCUGAAA